Molecule: messenger RNA, 852 nt
Organism: Brassica napus (rape)
Lineage: Eukaryota; Viridiplantae; Streptophyta; Magnoliopsida; Brassicales; Brassicaceae
Exons: 4
Coding region: 123-587 (154 amino acids)
Source: RefSeq, a predicted model, not a curated record
UGAAGAGUUUGACCUUCAUAAGCACACCAAAAAAGGAUAAUACAGUAUCAAUUUAAUUGGUAUUCCUCUUUCUCCAACCUUAAGCCAUUGCGCAGAACGAUCAGUCAGAACAAAAACUAGCAAUGUAUCCGAGAGUUAAAGCAAAAGACAAAACUUUUAACUGCAACCAAAGUGGUUCUUGUCUGAACUCUAACUAUCUCCAAUCUCGUGCCUCUGAGAAUAAGCAAGAAGAAGAUUUGCAUAUAAUUGUGGCGAAGAUUCCUAAGAUUUACAUUCCAAGUGUCCUCAUGUCUGAAAGUCAAUCCAAGGACAUGAAAAAGCAUAUCAGAGGAGCUGAAAUCGAACCGAUACAAAAACCCAAAACCAGCCCGGUUUUACGCCCACGCGCUGUUGUAUCAAGUCCUGAUAAUGAUGCAUUGAUCGGAAGCAUUAACAAAAGCGAAGAGAAUAAAGCUAAGACGGGUUUAAAGAGUAACGGUCAUGUCUCAAAAAGAGCUUCGCAGCGUAAGAAUAUUGAUACGAAUGUGAAGUUUUCGCAUCGCCCAGUAGCUACGAAAUCGGGAACCAGUUUGAAGGAUCACAAAUGAUUAACUUGUUUAUUGCUGAUCUUAUAGUUUCGUUCAUGAUUCCAUAAAUAAUGGCCUCAUGAGAUGAAACUAUAUAAACCUUUUAUCAAAAAAAAGAGAUGAAACUAUAUAUUUGGAAAAAUGAAUGGUAUACCACUUAUUCACGCUAGUUGUGAUCUUCAUCAUUUCACGACAUUUUCACUUCACAUUUUUGACAUUUUAUUCCGGAAUGUAUAAUGACAAAACAUUGGCUGAUUGUUCAAUAUAAAUUUUAUUAUUUCCGUUA